GGACAGUGUUUGGGAGAUAAGUAACAUUGGCAGUUCAGCGAGACCAGGUGGCGGGGUUGGGCUGGAGUUCGGAGGUCAGUAGGGCUUUGCUCCGUGGGACCUGAGGACAUUAAUAGUGCGGGGGCUGGAGGUGUUGGUAGCUGGUUUGUGUUGGGACCUCUGGCUUGGUGGGACUUAGUGAUAGUUCACACCGUCCACCUUCGUGGAAGGAGCGGACGGCUCAGACUCAGCACCGGGCAGGGUCUGAUCCUCUAUCAGCAGCAACACUUCUUCACGCCUGUUUCAGCUUUUUGCAGAUCUCGGACGCGGGAUUCCACUCAGCUUGUGUUGCAAACGCCCUUAAACCGAGUGCGCGAGUAACACACACACAAACACGCACAAAGCCCUGGCAACAAAUUCAGCUCCGGUCUGAAAAUGGUCCUUUAGACACAGAAGGUGGAAUCGCCCUCUUGAGUCCAAGGUUCAAUUGUCGGUCUUUGAUUUGGUGUCAAGUGGGUUUACGUUGAUGGCGAGACUCCGUAUGCCGGUCUCUGGAUCAUUUGUUGGUAUUUUGUAAUUGAGAAAUGAAAAUGGAAGAUAAAUCUUCAAUAAUUUCCACAGAUUAACUGCAAAAUUUCCAUGAAUUCCAUAAGCAAGAAUUCAAAGCAUCACAAAUCUCGAAAAUCCCAUUCAUCAAGAAGAGACACAGCAGGGUUCAAGGAAAAAAUGGAAGUUGACUACAUGGUACAGACAGAUACAGUUUCCUUUGGGCAACAUGUACCAAAUGAAGUACAAGAUGGUGUGAACGAAAUUCCGGUCCCCAAUGGAGACAUCACUAACUCCACAAAGCCUGGCUUUCAGAAUGAUGUCUGGCUGUCUGCGUUUGGCGUGGCAGAGGCACGACAAGAACAGAAAGAACAGAAAAGUAUUUCAGUUAAGGCAAUGAGAACCUCAUUGUCCAAUCAAUAUGAGCAAGAGGUACGACCAUGCAUUGAUCUCAUUGACUCGCUGAGAGGAUUUGGUGUGGAUAAGGAUCUGGGGCUUCCAGCCAUUGCAGUGAUUGGUGACCAGAGCUCUGGGAAGAGCUCAGUCUUGGAGGCACUCUCAGGAGUGUCACUUCCCAGAGGGAGUGGAAUUGUAACAAGAUGCCCACUGGAACUGAAGCUAAAAAAUGUUAAAGCAGCAAAUGUUUGGAAGGGUAAAAUCAGCUACAAGGAUUAUUCAAACAAACUCAGCAGUACCACUCAGGUGGAAGAAGAAAUUCUCAAAGCCCAGAACAGUAUUGCAGGGCAAGGAGUGGGAAUCAGCCAUGAAUUAAUCAGUCUUGAAAUUGAAUCCACCAAUGUCCCUGAUCUGACUUUGAUAGACUUGCCAGGAAUCGCCCGAGUAGCAGUUGGUGGCCAGCCACAAGAUAUUGGAGACCAGAUUAAGAGACUCAUUAAAUCAUUCAUUCAGAAACAAGAGACAAUUAAUCUUGUAGUUGUGCCAUGUAAUGUCGACAUAGCAACCACGGAAGCACUGAAAAUGGCUCGGGAAGUGGAUCCUUCCGGGGACAGAACUCUGGGCAUUUUAACUAAACCUGACCUGGUUGAUAAAGGAACAGAGGUGAAUGUGGUUGAAAUUGUGAAGAACAUGGUGGUGGAGCUGAGUAAGGGUUACAUGGUCGUUAAGUGCCGAGGCCAGAGAGAUAUCAAUGACAAGAUAACAAUGGAAGAUGCAAUCAUGAAGGAAAAGGCAUUUUUUGAAGACCAUGAACAAUUUAGGCAGCUUCUAGAGGAAGGAAAGGCCGGCAUCCCAAAUUUGGCUGUUCGACUGACAAAGGAACUUGUUAACCACAUUCAUAAAUCGUUGCCUCAGUUGCGAAUUGAUGUUGAAAAGAAACUGAACAAAUCAUUGCAAUCCCUAAAGGAGUACAGCUGUGCAGUCCCCACUUCUUACAGUGAGAAAAUGACAUUUAUAAUCGAGAAAAUCAACAAUUUCUGUAGCCAUACAAAAAAUGUGACUUUGGGGGUGGAGCCUUAUGACAAGACAAAAGGUGAGAGGUUCAUCACCAGAGUACGGAGGGAGUUUGAGAAAUGGAAUUCGUUCCUGAAAGAUAGUGUAUCAAACUUCCAAGAGUACAUCCGUGAGGAAGUUCUCCAGUAUGAAGACCGUUACCGUGGAAGAGAGCUGCCUGGGUUUGUCAACUACAAAACCUUUGAAUCUCUUAUAAAGAAUGAGAUUGCCCAACUCGAAGAACCAGCUAUUGAAAAAAUGAAGACCAUUACAGAAAUCACAAGGGAAGCUUUUAUGGAUAUUGCUGAGCAACAUUUCAGUGCCUUCUGCAACCUUUUCAAAGCUGCCAAGGUCAAAAUUGCAACUCUCAGCUGUGAGCAAGAACGUGAAGCAGAGAAGCUGCUGCAAGCCCAGUUUAAGAUUGAGAGUGUGGUGUACUCUCAGGACUCUCUCUACAGUCACAGUCUUGGUAUAUUGAAAAGCAAUAAAUUCGGCUUAUUUGGAAAUGCCAGCAUCCAAGAAAUGUCAUAUCAUUUACAAGCAUAUUACAAGAUUGCCUCUAAUCGACUAGCUGACCAGAUUCCCAUGGUCAUACGUUGCUACAUUUUAAAUGAAAUUGUUGAUAAGCUGCGGAUAGAGAUGUUACAGAUCCUCCAAGACAGGGAUCGCAUCAAUGAAUACCUAUCAGAGGAUCAUGACACACAGAGAAAGAGAGAAACCCUUAAAUGCAGAAUAGACCGAUUGAGAAAAGCCCAGAAGAUAUUGCUUGAAUUUGGUUAAAUGAUUGUUGAAUGUAUUCAAUACUGUAAAAAUGUGUUUAUAUUUUGUUUGCUAAUUUCUUUCUUCUGUUUGGUCCUGGAGUCAACAGUCACUCUAUGGUACAAGUGGUUUUUGUUCCUUUCAAACGGCAAAUAUUGUCAACCUAUUCAACUAAAUUAGAGGAACGAGGGCCUUCCUCGCCCAAUGCCUGAUCUUCCUCCUGGAUAAUUUCCUCUUCCCCAUUCUGACUGAAAUUAGCUAACUCUAGAAGACACAGAUUGAAUUUCCAUCAUCUGUAUACUGAGCUGCUCACUAUGUAAACUAGUUUAAACUGUCAAGGAACCUCUAAUUGUUUUUAAUGCAUCUGUUGUAAUAUCACAUAGCAUUCCCAAGCAUUUACAGUCUAUGUAAUAUUUCACGUCUGAUAUUGUAAUUUGAAGUGUGACAACAAAGACUUAACUGAUAAUUAUCUAUUUUAUUCAAGUUAUGUUCACAAGGAUACAUAAUGAAGGGAGUGGAAAUUAGUGUUUGACUUGUACUCUUUGUUGUGCCAUUAGGUUUUCUAUGGUGUGGUCAGUACUGAUGAGAUGAUAAGCUUUUUCCUUAUAAUGUGAUUCAAUGCAGUGCACAAUGCAUUGUACUCUUGCUAAGUUAUAACCGUCCUACUAAACAUAACAAUUCUAUUUUGAUCAUUGGUAAUUUAUGCAAUUUAUGCAAGUAAUAAAUCCUUGA
Molecule: messenger RNA, 3465 nt
Organism: Pristis pectinata (smalltooth sawfish)
Lineage: Eukaryota; Metazoa; Chordata; Chondrichthyes; Rhinopristiformes; Pristidae
Product: interferon-induced GTP-binding protein Mx3-like
Exons: 15
Coding region: 619-2754 (711 amino acids)
Biological process (GO): defense response to virus
Cellular component (GO): nucleus; membrane; cytoplasm
Molecular function (GO): microtubule binding; GTP binding; GTPase activity
Source: RefSeq, a predicted model, not a curated record